GUGCGCAAGUUUCGAAGCAUUCGUAAAGAGAAAUAAGUAAAUACACAUACAUACGCCUCAUUGUUGAAUGUUGUGUUUACAAUGAAAUUGGAAAAUGAGAAUUUUCCACAAAUAUUACUAAACGGGAAUCGUAGGAAUAUAGAGAGAAAACUGCAAUUUCGUUCAACAAUAUGCGGUCCCGGCAAAUUCAGUUCGUUUUAUGAGCUUCGUGUGGAAACGUCGCAGUUUCACGGUCGCAAUGCAGAACGGCGAUUUUUCAGUGCAAUAGUUGUGGCUCGCGAAGAGCGGAAGAGCAAAUGCGGAGUAAGAGAGGGGCGUGGAUUGUAGUGAAAAUAGCAAAUCGAAUAUUAUAUAUGAAAAAAUCGCAAAAAUAAGAAAAAACAUAUACAAAUAAUCAACUCGUUAAUUGCCUUUUACGAGUGGCUAAAAUUAUGAAAGAGAAAAUUUAUAUAAAUUAGCCAAGUUAGCGCAGCUGAUUGCUUAUACUCAGCAUUUUCGGAAGGGUGAAGUGAAUAGUGAAUUUAUUAAAGCACAUUGUGUUAAAUAUUUAAUUGUGUGAAUUUUAUACAAAAUUAAUUAAACAAAUUUAUGAAUAUACAAAUAAUAUUAAUAUAACGAAUAAAAACAUACUACAAGAUUGUUGGCAUUGAAAACGCGUGAAAAUAUUGAAGGGAAUAUAUUUAAUUUUGAAUGUGCGCAUAAUCACGGCAAUUUCUAAUAUUUGGCCGCGUGCCAUUAAAAGCCAAAGCGGGCAUCAGGAGCUUUUCUACUGAAAAAAACGACAGCAUAGAGGCCGCAACAAAAAGCAAAUAAUUUAUCUUACAACAACAUACAUACACACGCAUUUGCAAAAACAUGGGUGACACCAAACUUUUUGACGGCAGUUCCGGCCGUUUGGCUCUUGGUUCAACAGUCGUUGUGUAUUUGCUGUUCUACAAUGAGGCUUGUGGACCGGCUGUACUGUUUGCCAAUUUCCUCGCCUUCACCUAUAGCGCAAUGGCAGCUUACUGCAAGUCCCAUUUGAAAUCCCUCCAAAUGCCGUACAUUCGGGCCAGCAACAAAAUCGACUACACCUGCCUGUUUCUAGCCACGUGGUUGGAUGUGCUGGCGGUGCUGUGUGCCUGUGUCGCUCUGGCGCGUACCAUGAGCACCUGCUUGGAUGCCAUGACGGGCGGUAUGGCGCACAUUCUGAUUUUAGGCCGCAAUUCUUCUCCGAACGAGCCGUGGCCGGAUGUGCUGGGUGUUGCCGUGGUCAUUAUAAUUACAGUUAUGUUUAUGCUGGGACUGGACCACUCGAAAGUCUUCCAUAUCAUCAUGUGGUGCGGCAUGAUUAUCCUGAACUUGUGUCCGCCAGUCGCGACUUGCUGGAAAGGCGACUUUGUGGAGUGGACACGAUAUUUGUUUCGGCCAAACGGAUUUCUUAGUCUUCUAACGCCGGCGGCGCUUCUUUCCUUUGUUUAUCCCAAAGAGUUGCCACUGCCCAAUUCAUUCCUCGAGCGUUUCAAGGGGUUUGGAAAAUUCUUCAGAACUCUCCUUAUUUUAUGUUUGACGAUAGUAUCCCUAUCAACCUUGGUUCAUUACAAACCAGUUGACGAAUACAUUGCCAAUCCACUCCUCAACUUUCUAGACGAUAUUACCUUAGGCAAGCUAGUGCCAGCCGCUGCUUGUCUACUAAUGCUAACCUCCUCAGCCGCAUACUUGGAACUCUUUCCAGAACUCUAUGGUUUAAUAGUGCGUUUUGCUACCUCAGAAUGGAAAGUGCUUUCAAAACACGUCAGCUACGAAAGUUCCGAAAGCGGUAGUCCCGUAUUUGCUAUUUUUAUAAGUGGUAGCCUCUGUGCUAUGUUGGCUUUUGCGUGUCCGAUGCAACACCUCAUCAACACGCUGGCGGCCAGCCAUUUGGCUGCCGGCUUCUUAAGAGCACUAUACUUAUUGUACAUACCAGUCCGUCCAAAGUAUAUACAACGUUCCGUUGCGAUUUCGUCACUAGCAUAUAGUCGGCUCGCAACAGCAGCUGCCGCAACGACUUCAUACAAGCGUGCAGCGGCGAAGAACAACAGUAAGCGAAGCAUAUUGGGUGUCAACGUAGCCAAUAUAAGUACAGCGAAGAAGCCAGUGCCGAAGAAAAAACCGAAAAAGGAAUUAGAAAAAGAAUGGCUUUUGCUGGGGGAACCGACAUCUCCAUGUCCUACACGUCAGCCGACCGAUGUCGAAUCCGCCAUGCAGUCGAGCAGUAAACCAGUGCCUUUGAAUUUCAUUUACCCGGAGAUAGUUGAGAUCAGUGACUCGGAUACCUCAACAGAUAUUGAUGCAAUUGUCGAUGAAUAUAGGCAGAAAAUUAGGAUUACAACUUCGGGCCUAAUCGAUAUAAGCACGCGUGUACCGUCGGUAUUUUCUUGGCGUUUUGCUUUGUUGAUUAUUUUCAUCGCAAUUUUUGGCACAAUUUCAUUCGCUUUCAAUAGCAUGCAGCAGAAUCCACAUGGAGAGAUAAUCUUCGGCUGUGGAACAAUGCUUCUUAGCUCCAUGCUAUCGUUGUUUCCACGCCACAAGACCGGUAUCAUCUGUUUGAAUCCAGUUUUCUGCUGCGGUACACUUAUGACUAGUGGCGUACUUUUUGGGGCGUGCUCAUACUACGCUUGGCCUGCGAUAGUCUUUUGGGUGACUGCUGGUCUGAUGCUAUUGCUGCGUUGCGACAACUGGUGUUGUAGUUGUUUCGAACAUAGCGGUGGCACUAUACAAGAACAGUUAAUACCGAGCGAUGCGCCGAAAACAAUGACAAGGUCCGCGGCAAUACACAUACCAGGCCCACCCACAAAUUCUGUGACAGUACCAACUCUUGUGAAUACGAGCAGGUGACAACUCGAGUCUUCAGAGAGUGAAGACCUUAAUGUGUGCGACUUCAAAGAGAACCGAAACGAAGAUGACGAACUUUGUUGGAGCGAGUAGAAAUAUUGUAAAAAUACAACUAAAAUGAAAUGUUCAAACAACUGAGUACCUUUUUGUGUCACCUGAGAUAUUUGGAGAGAAAUUUUGUGCCGCAGCCGUAGCCUACUCAUUGCCGUCUCCGUAAUGCCGCCUGCUUGCCUGAAACUGCAACUGAGUAGAGAAAGCAUAUUUUAUAAGACAAAUCCUCAUUCAAAAUCAGAUGAAAAUCCUAUAGUUUUAGACAACAAAAAAACAAAAAGCUGGUGUAUGAGUAUUUAUACUAUUAUGUAUGUAUUUUGUGCUUAAUUUUAGUAUUUACUUCAGAUAAAUAUAAAGAAAAUUUAGAGCACUAGGAUUUGUAUCUUGAACGAUCGAAUUAUAAUACGAUUUAAAAGUAAUAAGUAUAAUUUCUAGUUAAAUAAUAUUAUAUGUCAUAUGUAUUGUAUAAAUAUUUUUAUAAAUAGUCAUGAAAAGACAUGUGUGCUAAAUUAGAAAGUAUUCAAAUUAUAAUCAAAUAUUUUAAAAUCAUAAAUUUAAUAACUGAGUUGAACAAAAUUGCUAUACGAGCAAGUUCACUGUCGCGUGAAAUGCUAUUAAUAAUGACAUAAUAACUAUAAGUAAAUAAGUUUUCGAAGAUAUGAAAAAAAUAUUUUAAAAUGGAAAAAUU
This is a messenger RNA of Bactrocera oleae (olive fruit fly), 3592 nucleotides long. It is a transcript of the gene tadr, whose product is annotated as torn and diminished rhabdomeres. Gene Ontology annotation, biological process: L-arginine import across plasma membrane; L-ornithine transmembrane transport. Lineage: Eukaryota; Metazoa; Arthropoda; Insecta; Diptera; Tephritidae. Gene Ontology annotation, molecular function: L-arginine transmembrane transporter activity; L-ornithine transmembrane transporter activity; L-lysine transmembrane transporter activity. The record is from RefSeq and is a predicted model, not a curated record. Gene Ontology annotation, cellular component: plasma membrane.